AUGACUAUUGCUGCAUAUGCGUAUGAAACAAAUGAAGCAAGAAGAGCACAUGAACUAAUAAACGAAAACUCAACUUUAACCAUUGAAGGCAAUGAUUUAGUCAUUGACGAUGGAAAGACUAAAAAAGUCAUUGAUUUCGAUACUUUUAACACUUAUGACCCAUUCAUUACAACAAGCAAGGUUCCCAUCAUAAAUGAUGGAACGGUGCAAUAUAUAAAUUCUACAGUAGAUGCCUCAUUAGUGAAAGUACUGAAUGUUCUCAUUGAAUUGUUAAAGAGCUUUCGAUUUGACGACAACAUUAAAUGCCUAAAGAAUUUAGUCAUGAAUGAGAAACAAAUUCUCGGCGUUGCUGGUAGCAGUAAUGAUGUACACCUUAUGACAUUAGAAUAUUAUAACGAACAUAAAGAUGAACUGAAAGGAGAGAAGGGUGACAUUGGACCUCAAGGACCACAAGGAAUACAAGGAAUACAAGGACCUCAAGGCAAAAACGGUUUGGAUGGUGAAGAUGGAAAGGAUGGAAAAACUGCUAAAUCAUGGAUAUGGAACCUUAUAAAUACUGGUUUAACAGCUGCUUCAUAUGGAGUUCUUCAAUACCAAAUCGGAAAGAUAUGGGCAGUACUUGGUGAAGAAGUUUUAGAUGACGUUAAAAAUGCUUUGAACUUCAUUUCAAAUGGUUCUGAUACUAUUAAAACUUUAUCUGGUUGGAUGCAAGAAACAAGGAGUCAAAUAGAUACUGUAAGACGUAUAGCAAACAAUGCACGUACGGGAUUGGAUACUUUACGAGAAGCACAAAAUACACUAAAGGAAGCAAAUGAUAUUCUUGGCUCAGUAUCAGACAUGCAUGAAGAUUGGCUUAAAGGUAUUGACAAAUCUUUAAAAAAUCACAGUCAGUCUAUUGCUGACUACAAGAAAAGUAUAGAUUUUUUACAUAGUGCUAUGGACGUACAUGAUGGAAGCAUAAGGAACUUACUUAAUGCUAACAAUAACUUACCAGGAACUAUUAAAGCAUUUAUAAAGUCCUUUGUAAAACCUGGUGCUCUAACAUUUAGGUCUUUGAGAGCAAGAGCAUUGAAGUCAAGAGAUGCAGAAACUCCAACAGAACCUACAGAAGGAACUGAAACAACAGAAACUCCAGAAGAACCACCAAAACCAACAGCUAAUGAAAUAUUGUUCGAAUAUUUUCCAAGGUACUCUGUUCUCAUUGCAUACAUUCAAGAAAUACUUAAGAAAGCAGACUUGACUUUAGGAGAUGAUGAAAGUUCUGUAUAUCUUUCGUUCCAGUUUCAAAUAGCAGAACUUUUGAGACAGAUAUGCUUAAUGUAUGACAACAUCUCUGAUUUCACAAGAUAUGAUGACGACCAUGACCCCGAACACGGUGAAGAAGAAGUUUUACAAACAUCCAUUAAGACAGGAAAGGUUUUAACACAAAGUCUCAUUAUUGACACCAAAGAUGGCGAAGUGGACGUUCUUCAAGAGCUGAAGAAAAAUACUUCUUCGGGAGGUGGUGGUAGGCAUGAACUUGAAAUAAAUGAGAUAGAAGAGAAAUUAGCCGAAAAAGCAGAUAAAAACCAUGUUCAUUAUAUAAGUUCAGACGAACAGAUUAUAACGGACUACCAUGGAUAUUUAACACAGGAUGAACAAAUAAGCACUGAAGAUGUUAAUGAAAGAAGAUAUAAAUACAUUCGUGCUAAAGGUUAUGACAUACACUGUACUGUACAGUAUGACACAGGUAAAGCACCAGAAGCAUUUGGUUAUAACGAUGAAAUUUAUGCUUCAUACUUCUUUGUUAACGGUGUAUUAGUUGAACCAAGAUUUACAUUGAGAGUUAAGGCAAAAAUAACUUUUGAAGAUGCUAUUAAAAGUAAAGCUGACAAAGAUGAACUUGACGCAACGAACAAAGUUUUGAAAUCUCAUAAACACAAUAUCUCCGAUAUAAAUGAACUUCAAGCUACAUUAAAUAGUAAAGCUGACAAGAACCAUACACAUGAAUCCUUCACUACUGUUAGAGCAGACGACAUAAUAUUGAACUAUACCCUUGGUUCAAGUGCACCAUUAGAGAAUCCAAGUACAAGCGUAAAAGAUACACUAAACUCCUUAAAUAGUAAAUGGAUGAAUAUCGAAGGUCAUGUCAGAAACUUUGAAACACAUGAACUACCAGCAAUGUUAGAUAAAAAAGCAGAUAAAGAACAUACACAUAACUCCUUCUCAACUGUUGCUAUAGAAAGUAUUGAAGGAACGGUUGGCGGAACUGGUGGAGAUGCAUUAUAUUAUAAACCUCCUAACUUUCCACAAGGUUUAACAUCGAAUGAAAACAUAACAACGAAGAAAGAAAUUAGCUGUAAAAAUGUUUAUAUUAUGGAUGAUGAAAAUAAUGUUAAAUUCACUGCUCAAGAUUUAUAUGAUAAGAAAGCAGACAAAACAGAGCUUCAAACAUUAAAGACUGAAAUACUUCAAACAUUAUAUCCUAUAGGCUCUAUUUAUACGUCAAUGAACUCAACAAAUCCAGCAAGUGUUUUAGGUUUUGGUACGUGGAAGCAGAAUGUAGAUAAAUUCUUAUACUGUGCUAGAUAUUCAAAGCAAACAGGAGGUUCGAAGAAAAUUAAAGAAGCAAACCUUCCACCGCACACUCAUACAGGAACUACAAACUUUUCUGGCGACCAUAGCCACUCAUUAAGAGACCACCCAUUAUACAACUCAGACUAUGAAGCUGGUUAUGAUGUUUUAUCUCCAUCUUAUAACAAUUCAGCAAAAAAGAUUUUUCGACAAACUGAACCGGGAGGAAAUCAUGUCCAUACUUUCACAACAAAUCCAACAGGCUCGGGUGCAGAUUAUAUGCCACCAUUUGUGACUGUAUUCGCAUGGUACCGCGUUCAAUGA
Trichomonas vaginalis G3 is the source of this 2877-nucleotide messenger RNA. RefSeq names its product organellar and viral DNA polymerase type B. The transcript has a single exon. The coding region runs from base 1 to 2877 and encodes 958 amino acids. NCBI's taxonomy places the organism in Eukaryota, Parabasalia, Trichomonadida, Trichomonadidae. The record is from RefSeq and is a predicted model, not a curated record.